AUGCAUCUCCCCAAUAUGAGCCCCGUGGCUCAACCGAUCUUUGCUCGCAGCAUCACCUCUGAGUUCGAAUCCGUCAACAGCUGGGAUACGUGUAUGGCCAAGUCCUGGUGCAAAUGGCCCGUCAUCGUCGGUAUUAUUGUCGGAUCCGUCAUCGUGAUCGCAAUCCUCGCCUGCGUGAUCAACUGCAUCUGCUGCGGCUACCAAUGUUGUAAAUGCUGCUGCGGCUGUUGCUGCCCCUCCGGCCGUCGCAGAAACAAGCAACCAAAAUACUACGACGAGCCUCCCAUUCACCAACCACCUCCUCCAGCCGCGAAUCCAGUCUACCAAUCCUCGCCCGCCCCUCCUGUAUACCGCGGCGCUACACAGACCCAGCCCCAGACCGCAACCUUCGACACCCCGAAAACCGCAAAUUCGCAUGUUGACGAGGAUGCGCUUCCCGCAAUGCCCACCUGGGGCAACGCCGUGGACAAACAUGUCGAAGACGACACCCACCAUGAAGACGUGGAAAUGAAACCAUUGGACCGAAAACAGGGCGCUGGUACGCCCUUCCGCCCCGGCGGCAGCCCUGGCGGCGCGUACUCGGAUUAUACCAACGAUCACAAUGUCUCCGCUGGCGGCUAUCGAGGCUUCAACCCAACAGACCCCUACGCGCGCCGCUCCCCAGGGCCCCAAGUCGCCCUGAACCCCACAGACCCAUACGCACGCCGGUCCCCAGCUCCCCAAGCUGUAUUCAACCCGACCGAUCCCUACGCGCGCCGGUCCCCAGGCCCCCAAACAGCCUUGAACCCAACAGACCCCUACGCGCGCCGGUCCCCAGGCCCGCAAGCUGCCUACGCCGCAGCAACAGAUCCCUACGCUCGCCGGUCCCCAGCACCGAUAAACACCUUCGCUGCGGCGCAGGACCCAUACGCCCGCCGGUCCCCAGCUCUCGCCUCCCCAGUCGGCGCCCCAAGCCCAUACGACUCCCAGCCCUACCAAAGCUACGACAACUACCACGACGGCGGCAAUGCCGGCUACCACGCCGUAUCCUCGCCUUCACCCGUAGCUUACAACCCCCCACGCCCACGGCACAACCUACAACGCCGUCCCCACUGCCCUAUCCCCGGCCGCGGAUCCCCAGUACCAGCAGCAACAACCUGCCGGCUUCACCCGCCAGCCUUCCUUCGGCUCAAGCCAGUAUCCACCCACAUAUACAACCCAUCAGCCAUACCGCAGCAACACUGCUUCACCGGGUGUGGCUUCCUCGCCCCCCGCCGCCUUCAUAUGCUACCUCGCCGCAUGAGUAUGCGUCCCAUGAAUAUGGAUCCCACGAAGUGGACGGAAACCUGCGCCGAAUACUUACCGUGA
Molecule: messenger RNA, 1347 nt
Organism: Penicillium manginii
Lineage: Eukaryota; Fungi; Ascomycota; Eurotiomycetes; Eurotiales; Aspergillaceae
Exons: 2
Coding region: 1-1347 (448 amino acids)
Cellular component (GO): plasma membrane; cellular bud neck
Source: RefSeq, a predicted model, not a curated record